AUGAACGAAAUUGGAUCUCUAGGAGACAUUGUCAUGUCCAAUGCAACAUUCUUUGAUGAAAUCCUAAGUGAUAAAGAAGAUGAUCUCACCCUUGUUACCUUCAAGAAAUUGUACCAAGUAUGCUAUUCUGAUGUUGGGUCAAACCGCAGGCAAGAGGAGGAACAAGCGAUGUACAGUUUUGAACUGUUCCUCCAGGAUCUAGCAGAAGGCGAAACCCCAGAGCUGAAGCUAUCGGAUCUCCUGAUAUUUCUAACAGGAGCAGAGAGAAUUCCUCCCCUUGGAUUUCCUAGUUCACUUGUAUUGGAGUUCUACGACAACAUUGAUGGAGAAAAGCGAUUACCAUGGGCAUCCACCUGCUCUCUCACCCUCCACCUUCCAAGGCAAAACAAUUCACCAGAAGAGUUGAAAUGUCUUCUUCGUCAGAGUCUUCAAGAUUGUCAAGGUUUUGGAAAGUGUUAG
Messenger RNA from Actinia tenebrosa (Australian red waratah sea anemone), 459 nucleotides. Its product is annotated as G2/M phase-specific E3 ubiquitin-protein ligase-like. Gene Ontology annotation, molecular function: ubiquitin protein ligase activity. Lineage: Eukaryota; Metazoa; Cnidaria; Anthozoa; Actiniaria; Actiniidae. The record is from RefSeq and is a predicted model, not a curated record. Gene Ontology annotation, biological process: protein polyubiquitination.